Messenger RNA from Dioszegia hungarica, 1416 nucleotides. RefSeq lists its product as uncharacterized. Bases 1 to 1416 code for a protein of 471 amino acids. The transcript is spliced from 9 exons. NCBI's taxonomy places the organism in Eukaryota, Fungi, Basidiomycota, Tremellomycetes, Tremellales, Bulleribasidiaceae. The record is from RefSeq and is a predicted model, not a curated record.
AUGGGUCUCGCUUCUAAACUCCAAGCCGCACAAUCCGCAGGUGGUGCUCCCGGCGCAGCUCCCGGCGGCGCGCCCCCACCUCCCCAGCAGCAACAGCAGCAGUACGGUCAGCCCCCUCAGCAGCAGCAACAGCAGUAUGGCCAGCCUCAGGGCCAGAGCCAGCAGUAUGGUGCGCCUCCAGGUGCUCCGCCCAACAGGCCUCAGUCUGGGCAGUACGGUGCUCCUCCAGGUGCUCCCCCUCCCCCUGGUCAACAAGGCCAGCAAGGUCAGUACGGCCAGCAGGGCCAGCAGGGCCAGCAAGGCCAGUACGGUCAACCCCCUCAGGGCCAGCAGCAGCAGUACGGCCAGCAGCCCCAGCACGGCCAGCAGCCGGGUCAGUACGGCCAGCAGCAGGGCCAGCAGGGACAGUAUGGCGCGCCCCCCGGUGCUCCCCCAGGCCAAGGUCAGGGCCAGCUCCCGAGCCAGCAGUACGGCCAACAGCCCCCUUCGUACAACGGCCCUCCCGCGGGUGGUGCGUCGGGCGGUGGUCAGACUGCCGACCCCAGGUUCCUCGUCGGUAUCUUGCAGCAGUGUGUGCAGGACCAAAACAUCCAGGCCUUCUACCCUCCUGGAUCGCUCGAUCAAAUCGCCGCCAAGGUCGCCAGCUCUGGCGCGCUCGCCAAGAUCGCCAGCGAAUGGCGCAUGCCCCUUGAGCUCGCGUCCGACCUGGUCAAGCUCAGUCUCUUCGACGUCGUGCUCUACAUUGACGACUCGGGAAGUAUGGCAUUCGAGGAGGGCGGAGAGCGUAUCGACGAUCUCAAGCUUAUUCUCUCGCGUGUCGCCUACGCUACCUCGCUCUUCGACCACGAUGGUAUCCAGGUCAGGUUCAUGAACAACCGUCUUGAGGGCAACAACAUUGCUUCCGAGCAGGCUGCGCUCCAGCUCGUCCAGCAGAUUAAGUUCUCUGGUCUGACCCCUCUCGGUACCGGUAUGUGGAACAAGGUCAUCCAGCCUCUUGUGCUCGGCCCUGCCCGCGCCAACGCGCUCCAGAAGCCCGUCCUCAUCAUCGCCAUCACGGACGGAACCCCCGCCGGCGAGAACAAGGACGAAAUCUUUAGUGUCAUCCAGCGCACAGACGCCGAGCUCAGAAGGACCCGCUACGGUCCCGACGCGAUCUCAUACCAAUUCGCCCAGGUUGGAAAUGACCAGAAGGCGACACGUUUCCUCGAGGAGCUGGACAACCACCCAACUAUCGGUGGUCUCGUCGACUGCACGUCCAACUUUGAGUUGGAGCAGGAAGAGAUGAUGCGCAAGUCUGGUGUCGACCUCAGUCCCGAGUUGUGGCUCGUCAAGCUGCUCAUGGGCGCUAUCGACUCGUCUUACGAUACCAAGGGUGUGUUCUCUUUGAUUUCGAAACGUAGCUCGGGCAACAGCUGA